UUCCAAGGAUGUCGAAUGAACCUAGACUCGACUUUCAAAUGCUUGACUCAACGGGUUCGGAAUACUAUAGUUGGGUAACCGACGUUGAGAACCACCUCACUUCAAGAGGGAUAUUGCCCAUAAUUCAAGCUCCUAAUCCAGGCCUUGUGUUCCAAAGAACACCUACAAAGCAUGCACAAGCUAUUAUCUUGAUGCGGCGCCAUAUGGAUAAAGCUCUCAGACUAGAGUAUAUGUCAAUGAGAGAUGCUCGAGACUUAUGGGUAGCGCUAGAAGAGCGUUUUGGUAAUAUCCAAGAUACCCUCCUCCCUGACUUGAAGGUUCAGUGGAAUAAUAUACGCUUCUCCGACUUUAAGUCUGUUGCAGAAUAUAAUUCGGAAGCUCUUCGACUCCAAGCCAUGUUGAAGUUCUGUGGAAAGCCUCUCACAGAAGAUGAGCUACUUGAGAAGACUCUCUCCACCAUUCCCAUCUCAGCAAUUGUGAUAUCAAAGCCCAUUGGAACCAAGAGCGUCCGUGAGGCAAAUUAUAAUGCACCCAAAAAGGGGCGCAAACAGCAAUACCCUAAUAAUAAGGGACAAGAAAGGCGUACGGGCCCAUAUAACCACCCCAAUAAAGAGAGAAACCGCAACUUUAAAGUGGACACUCGUGGUGGCAACUUCACACGUGGUGGUAACUCCACACGUGGCAACUUCACACGUGGUGGCAACUCCACACGUGGGAGAGGUGAAUAUAAUAACAAUAUGGGCCAUGGAGGUCGCAUCAUAAGGCGUGGUAGUAGCAGUAACCCUCCUAGGGAAUAUCCACAACAUGGAGAAACUGCACCUCCAAUGAAAGGAGGCAACCAUAAUGACGUGUGUCAUAGAUGUGGAUCAAUCGAGCAUUGGCUCAAACAAUGCCGUGCAAGUACUAAACUAGCUGCAAGCUACAAAGAGUAUAGGCAAAACAGGGAGCAAGAAUCCAACCUUGCCGAAAUGAAGAUAGUGAAGAUGUCAAUCUCACAAUAG
Messenger RNA from Rosa chinensis, 1001 nucleotides. RefSeq lists its product as uncharacterized. Bases 9 to 1001 code for a protein of 330 amino acids. The record is from RefSeq and is a predicted model, not a curated record. The transcript has 3 exons. Lineage: Eukaryota; Viridiplantae; Streptophyta; Magnoliopsida; Rosales; Rosaceae.